ACGUUAUACUUGCCUCGUGGACGAGCGGUAUCCCCGCUAUGUUAUACUGAAUUAGAUCGUGAAUAAAUGAGAAAAUGCUGAUGCCUUCGGCGACCGAUACGAUUCUAUCAGCGUUAAGCAGCAAGACAAGAAAAAUCGAAAUUGUCUAGAAUGUCCAAAAAUUUAUCGAUGUAAUUCAAUCUUAGUUCUAUAUACAUAGAAUAGUUUAUAAUAAACGCGUAUUCUUGCAUGAUUAUUUUAUAAAUUAUUAUUCUUUACUUGAGCAUGUUCAAUCGGUAUAAGGAUGCUUUAUACGAAAUUGUUAUGUAAAUGUAAAAUUUACAGUUUUUAUUUUUGUAUAUUAUUAAUCUUUGAACUAUAAUCUUAUAUCUUCUUCUGUGUAUCCUGUUACAUUAUAUUUAUUAAAUUUCUCAAUGUUUUAUUCAUAUUUCUUCUGUGUCUACAAAAAAUUGGAAAGAGGAUUAGCAACGAACGACGAUAUUAGUAAAUUUAAUCUAUUUAUACAAAUGUGUCAUCCUUUUCAAGCUAUUACGAAAUUUAUUAUCCUGCGAAUUCACCCGUAUCGAUUAUACAACUUAAUUUUGAAACACGUCAUGCACGAAAGUAGCUUAUCCCUCUUAUUAAGUUCAAGCAUGCGUUCAAAUAUAAAAUUAUUCCAAUAGUUUCUCUUAUUUCUUCCCUUGUAAAUAAACACAAAACACAAAUUUUACAUCUAUACUACUCAUUCUAACUGAUUACUAGCUUCAAAACCACUUCAGAGAAGGAACUACAAAAACGAUCGAAAAGUCGCUGUUUGCAAUCGUGUAGUAAAUUAUAACUACCAAACUACGAGGGAAAUCCAUGUUGUUGCUCUUCGAGGUGGUCACGUAGUAUCACGUUGACGACAGCCUGAUUGAUGAUAUCGGAAUGAGCGCGGAAUACCAACUAACUCUGCUCAGAAGGACACCGUGGAAAAGAAAUCAGUUGGUAUAUUGUGGCGGUCUGGCGCAAUGCAAUCAGUGAAAGUAAAGAAAACCGAUGUCGAGGAAGGAGGCGCGAAUCGUUUGAAGAACAACGUUACUGCUCAACGCUUCGACGAUUGACAAUUCUAUCACGAAAAAAUCAUAAUGUAUUCUAUGCACGAAAUUUUCACCCACUCGAAAGACAUAAAGGUGAGUGGGCACCAUGAAUGAUGGGAUAUUGCUUUCCCUGUCUUCCUACCUGAAGGUUCGGUAAAAGAAAAUGCGCGCGAGCCACGCGUUAAUAUUAAUCUGCGCGCUGUGCAUAGUAGUCCAGUGUGAUGGAACUGUUUCAACUCGAGUCGCUAGGACACUUCCGUUUGGCUUGUCUCCCUCGAGAUGGAUGGCCACGAUUCGUUCGCUAUGGUCUAGUGGAAGAUUUUGGGAAUGGCCAAGAAAUGGUGUGGAUGGUUUUCUGAGACUGGUAGCUUCUCCGGACACUAGGAAGAAGAUGAUGUUUGAAUUCAGACCAGAAGAUGGACCUCGUGCCUCGUUUGAUUAUCAGAGACGCUAUGGCUAUCGAGGACAACGACUGAUUGAAUUGCUUGGUUCUGGUUUUCAUCCGGAUGACGUGCCUUAUCAAGAACCGUUGCCUGCUUCCGUGUUGGUACCUCCUCCGCUUCCCUUCUAAUUGCUGUGUAUUUUAUCAAUUUAUAUAAAGGAAUACGAAAGCGAUAGAAAAUAGAAAGGAGUGAUUAAACGUGUUUUUUAAU
Bombus terrestris (buff-tailed bumblebee) is the source of this 1711-nucleotide messenger RNA. RefSeq lists its product as uncharacterized. The transcript has 2 exons. The record is from RefSeq and is a predicted model, not a curated record. NCBI's taxonomy places the organism in Eukaryota, Metazoa, Arthropoda, Insecta, Hymenoptera, Apidae. Bases 1222 to 1629 code for a protein of 135 amino acids.